Messenger RNA from Anoplophora glabripennis (Asian longhorned beetle), 753 nucleotides. RefSeq names its product nucleolar protein 16. Gene Ontology annotation, cellular component: nucleolus. The record is from RefSeq and is a predicted model, not a curated record. NCBI's taxonomy places the organism in Eukaryota, Metazoa, Arthropoda, Insecta, Coleoptera, Cerambycidae. The coding region runs from base 131 to 712 and encodes 193 amino acids. The transcript has 2 exons. Gene Ontology annotation, biological process: ribosomal large subunit biogenesis.
CGCCCUCUAUAUAACAAUUGAUAAUUGACAUUGACAUCCAUAAGUUGAUUUUUGGAAUAUUGUGUAGGGCUGUAGAAUUUACUUUUUAAAAUUAAGCACAAGAGAAAUUGUUUAUUUAAUCUAAAUAAAAAUGACAAAAUUACGAAAACAAAGAAGACGAAAAGUGUAUAGGCAUAAUAUUAACAGAAAAAGACUACGAAAUAAAAUAUACAGCGUUGGAAAUAUAGGAUGUAAAGAGGUGAAAAAUGCUUGGGAAAGUUCAAAAUCCGUCGAAACAAACUUAACAGAGAUGGGAUUGUCAUAUAACCCUAAUAAAACUAUAAAAAUUCCAAACUCAAAAAAGGAAUUUAAAGCUUCGUUAUUGUCCAAUAAAAAUGAUUGGAAUGAGACGGUAGUAGAAGAACAACCUAGUAAGGAAAAAUUGCAAGUUGUAGAAGUUUUAGAAGCAGAUGCUAAAGCACCUAGGGAACGAAGAUUCCAGUUACCUAAAGGUCAGGUAGAAUGGAUAACUUAUUUGAUGAAAAAAUAUGGAAAGGAUUACAAAGCAAUGGCUCGAGAUAUUAAAAAUUAUAAUCAAGAGACUUGGAAACAAAUCCGGCAAAAGAUAAAACGAUUCAAGAGAAUACCUCAACAAUACAGUAAAUACUUGGAAGAAAAUAAUUUAGAAUUAAGUGAUUCAGAAAGUCUUGUAAUGUCUGAUGAAGAAUUCUAAUAUCUUUGUCUUUAGCUAUUUGUAAUAAAUUUUUUAAAGAA